AUGACCGGGUUAGGAAUUCAAAACGAAAAUGAUAUUCCCAGUUUAACAAAAAGUAAUAAAGAAAAACUUGAUGUAAGUCCUAAAUUACAAACAUCUGCUAAAAGAGGACCAUCCACCCCGUUAUCUCCUGCAAGACACCAGAAUAUCAUUCGAAGGAAACUCAGUCCAAAAGAUACAAAAGUGUCUAGUAGUGAAAAAUUAUUAGAUUUUGAAUAUACUAAAUCAGAAUUAAUCGAUUCAAAAUAUCAAAAUUGGUUAUUGGGUCAGUUUUUGAAUAACCAAAAAGAUAUUAUUAAAUUUUUGGAAUUAGAAAGAAAUUUUUCUAACUGA
Messenger RNA from Hyphopichia burtonii NRRL Y-1933, 330 nucleotides. RefSeq lists its product as uncharacterized. Bases 1 to 330 code for a protein of 109 amino acids. The transcript has a single exon. The record is from RefSeq and is a predicted model, not a curated record. Lineage: Eukaryota; Fungi; Ascomycota; Pichiomycetes; Serinales; Debaryomycetaceae.